Talaromyces proteolyticus is the source of this 1968-nucleotide messenger RNA. RefSeq lists its product as uncharacterized. The record is from RefSeq and is a predicted model, not a curated record. The transcript has 7 exons. Gene Ontology annotation, molecular function: lyase activity; monooxygenase activity. Lineage: Eukaryota; Fungi; Ascomycota; Eurotiomycetes; Eurotiales; Trichocomaceae. Bases 1 to 1968 code for a protein of 655 amino acids.
AUGUCGCAGAUUUUCCCAUCUUCUCCAUCCUCUUCGACCGAUGAGCACGAUGAUGAUAUCCUGCACCUGACACCGAAUAUUACCAGCAUUCUAGGGCGUGUAGGUCUUUCCGCAGAAGAUAUAGGAGGACGACAGAUCCACAAGUUCAGAGAAUACGAAGACGGAAUGGAAAAAUGCAACUUCAUCUAUGCCCAAGAAAUAGGCAAAACUUGGCAGUAUCCGUGGUGGAUAGUGUCUCGUCGGAAUUUGUUGGAUGGAUUACGGUCGCAAUUAGUAACCAAGAACCGGCACGGAGUUCAUCAGUAUAUCAUUUCAGAUUACUGUGAGAUCGUGGGUUUAGAAACCGAGACAGGAACUCUAACCACGGAAAAUGGAGAUAUGUACUCGGCGGAUUUGAUCAUUGGAGCAGAUGGACAACAGUCUAUUACACGUCGCCUAGCUAUAAUAGGCGAGGAUCCCGUUCCUAGUGGCUUUACAACCAUCGCAAUGUCAAUUCAGCAUAAACUAUGUACCUCAAGCGCAGCAGACGAAGGGGUCCUGGUUAGGCAGAUCGACGGCGAUAGGAUUAUACAUUCAUGUGUUGGUUCAAAGGAUAGUGUUACUCACAUAAUGAGCCUCUGCCGCGAUUCCUUUGACGAAGAUAAGGAACAUUCAUUAUUUGGGUCCUCACAAGGUAUACAGCCUUUGAUGAGACAGGGUAUUGAGACUUGUAAACUAUCGAAAACAAAGCACUAUAUAGCUAAAGAUGAUCAAACAUCCUCUGGCCGUUUUAUACUGUUGGGAGACGCAGCCCGUGGGAAAAUCGAAGGUCCUUUCCAAGAAUUGAGUGCCAGUAUGAGCAUUGAAGAUGCGGUCUCGCUAUCUGCUAUGCUUCCAAAAAACACACCGCAUCAGGAAAUCCCCGCACGGCUGAAACUUCUUCAAGAGUGCCGAAAGGCCCGUGUAGAGAGUGUUAAAAAACAGUUGCAUAUUGCUGACAAUAGUAAUAAAAAGGACCAUCAUGAUCAAGGUACUGUCUAUCCUGAAGGCAUGCCACAAUGGAUGAGUACAAUAUUUGGUUAUGAUGCAUGGCAUCAUUCUACCCAACAACUCCGAAACUGGAUAUGGAAUCAAGAAGAUUGCCCAGUGUACUGGAGAGCCCCAGUAUCGUUCGGGCCAUUGCCCGGGCCCCGUCAAGACUGGCUCGGAAAUCCUCACGUAGGUGAACACUCGACUUUUAAUACGGCCUCGAUUCGUUUUCAAACAUCCCGUGCCAUUCUAGACAAUCUCCUUCCCAAUUCUUCAUUCCGGUUCAGUUCCUUGGGUACAAUUGCAGAAGCAACAAUUAGCUGCAAUACGAUUGAUCAAAUGGACUGGCUUGGUGGAGGCGGUUAUGAUAUGCUAGGGCUGACUUUGCACGGGAUCCAGUACACGAACAAAGAAGGUAACGUCCUUCAAGGGAGCUUUCUAGUAGUUCUCUUUGAGAACUUGGCCGAUCCUAUAUUAACCGGCAGAGAGGAACUUGGUUUUCCUAAACUCUUCGCUUCGAUUGACGUAUCGCGGACCAACGAUUCUGUACAGGUUAGGGCAGGCUGGAGGGGUCACGCGUUUGCUCAUCUCCAAUGGGAAGACUUACAGGAAAUGCACACUGUUCCACAGUCCUCGUAUAUGUUUUCAGAGGAAGUGCCGAAACCUAAAGAUGGAGGUCUUUUAAUUUACCGUUACAUCCCAGCGGUGGGGUGCCCAGGAAAAGCUGAUGCUGAUUACACGGUUGUCGUUCCACCACCAGAAAGCCCUCCACGCAUCAGACGCGUUCGCAAGGCACGCACGGCGCAGGUGGCAUUUGACCCAUUAAGCUGGCAGGAGUUACCGACGCUGCAUAGUGUCGUGUCAAGAUUAGCUGAGAUUCCGGUGCUCGGUGUGCUAGAAGCAAAAGCAGUCGAAGGAACAGGCGUGCAAGAUUUAAGUGAUGCUUAUAAGCUUCUUUGA